CUAGGUCAAGCUGGAGUAGGAGCAGUCUGUCACUGCUGUUAAACACGUGCUGUGGAACACCGCUGACUCACGAAAAAAGACCGCGGUAAUGAGUGAAGUGCCUUAAGUAAUCAUCCGAGAAUGGUAGAAGACAAAGACGCUAACCUGGUGAACGGAAGGGUGGAAGUUAUCGCUCCUAGGAGCGUUCAGCAGAAUGGGACGCCGAAGAAGGAGGUUGCCACCGCUGAGGAGGCCUUUACGCCUCCGGACGGCGGCACCAGGGCCUGGCUAGUCAUGUUGGCAUCGUUUUUUUGCAAUGGCAUCUUGUUUGGAGUCAUCAACUCUUACAGUGUGAUUUACAAAGAAUUUCACGCGAUUAUGGUGGAGCAAAAUAUCACAAAUGCUGCAGGAAAAUCAGCUUUGGUCGGUUCACUGGCAAUGGGAACAACAUUCCUGGUGUCUCCCGUAUCUGGAGUACUAACAGACUGCAUAGGCAUACGAAUGACAACCUUCCUGGGCGGUCUCAUAGCCUCGAGCGGCAUGUUCCUCUCUUCCUUUUGCGUGGACAACGUCACGCCACUCAGCUUCACCUACGGCGUGAUGUACGGAUUGGGGGGCGCUCUGGCGUACACGCCCUCGCUGGCCGUGCUGGGGCACUACUUCAAGAGAUAUUUGGGCUUCGUGAACGGCCUAGUCACCGCUGGAAGCUCGGCCUUCACGAUAGCAAUGCCGUACUUCAUCGACGCUUGCAUUCAACGCUUCCAGAUCGAGUGGACCUUAAGGAUUUUGGCUAUGCUAUCGGGGAUGAUAAUGUUAUUCGCGUUUUUGUUUAAGCCCAUUAAGAAGAAUGUUAAAGUUAAAAAGGUGGCAUUAUCGGAUAUUUUUAACGUUUCUGUUAUAAAGAAUUUAAAAUUCGUAAUUUGGACUACUGUGAUAGCUAUUUCUUUAUUCGGUUACUUUGUGCCUUAUGUAUAUAUUAACGAUUUUGUGGAGAAAAACUUUGAUAAGGACAACGAUGCAAAGUUACCAGUACUCUGUAUUGGUAUAACUUCGGGAGUUGGUAGACUAAUAUUCGGAUACAUUGCAGACAGACCAAGAGUAAACCGCAUAUUCCUGCAACAAAUAUCAUUCCUCAGCAUAGGAAUACUAACGAUCCUUUUGCCAUUCUCAUCCCAUAAUUUUUCGGCCUUAUUGGCGAUCGUCCUGGGCAUGGGUCUCUUCGAUGGUUGCUUCAUAUCGCUCCUCGGUCCGAUCGCGUUCGACAUAUGCGGCAAAGACGGGGCUACUCAAGCAAUAGGAUUUUUGCUGGGCGUGUGUGCUCUACCUCUCACCAUAGGACCCUACGUCGCCGGAAAUAUGCUGGAUAAUAAAUACUCGUUCACGGUGAUAUUUAUUUUGGCUGGUAUCCCGCCAACAAUAGGAUCGGUAGCCAUGUUCCUAAUUCAAUGUGUUAAACAGAAAAAACAAAACGUUUUUCCGAUGGGAACUCGGGAAACGCAAGAAGGACUUAUUACAGGGCAUCAGCAGCAACUGCCGGCGGACAGGCGAUUAUGAUUAAAGUCUAAAUAAAUAAAUUUUAUUGUGUAGUUUUGCUUUUACUUAUUCUGCUAGCUAAUGCCAAUCCUAUGUAAAUCAAAAGGUUAUUUUGCAGUAAACGUAAUGCAUAAAUUUACUGACUUAAUUUUUUGUGGAUUUAUUACAUUGUCUAUUGUAAAAUAUCAGUUGUUUAAGAUUUUGUACUUGUGAAUUAAUUGCAUUUAUUUUAUAAUUUUAUAUUUCACGAUUAGUUUUUAGACAACGUCAAUUAUUUAUUUGUAAGACAAUAAAUAUGUUUAAGACUAAAACAAAAAACUAUAGAUUUGUUUAAAUUAUUCUAGUUGUAAGUGUUACAUUAAUAUGUUAAGAGUUUAACAAAAGAUAGAUAAUUCACAUAUCAAUCAAAUUUAAAUUUAUACCAUCGAUUUUGAUAAUAAAAUAUUAAAAAU
Brassicogethes aeneus is the source of this 1964-nucleotide messenger RNA. Lineage: Eukaryota; Metazoa; Arthropoda; Insecta; Coleoptera; Nitidulidae. The record is from the annotation of a GenBank genome assembly.